AAGUCAGCGCUCUCCAGCGUGGCACUAUUCCUGAAGAAGAGCUCACCGACGGGCUGCUUUUAGCCGCCGAGAGAUCCAUUUCCUUGACGAAGCACACACGGGGGGAACUCUUAUGCAACCCGCCUGAGGACUUACGGAUUAAAAUCGGCGAAAAAUCGUGGGAUUUUGGUUCAUUUCUGCGCGGGCCCCGGAUACAGCUUGCUACCGAUAGAGAGACUCUACUCAGGUCCUCUCGUCCUGACAUGGACACAGGAAUUGUACCCGAAAAGAAAAGGGCGAGCUCGGAGCGGAGGAAGGAGAAAUCAAGGGAUGCAGCGCGAUGCCGGCGUGGGAAGGAGUCGGAGGUGUUCUACGAGCUGGCCCAGCAGCUGCCCCUGCCCCACAGCGUCAGCUCCAGCCUGGACAAGGCCUCCAUCAUGAGGCUCACCAUCAGCUACCUGCGCAUGAGAAAACUGCUCUGCACCGAUGAGCCACUGGCAGAGGAGGAAACGGAGCUCGAUGUCCAGCUAAACAGCUCCUACCUAAAGGCUUUGGAGGGCUUUCUCAUGGUGCUAUCUGAGGACGGAGAUAUGAUUUAUCUCUCAGAGAAUGUCAGCAAGUGCCUCGGGCUGGCACAGUUUGACCUGACUGGACACAGUGUGUUUGACUUCACACAUCCCUGUGACCAGGAGGAGCUGAGAGAGAUGCUGGUUCACAGAACAGGCUCCAAGAAAGCCAAGGAACCAAACACAGAGCGCAGCUUCUUUCUCCGAAUGAAAUGUACUCUCACCAGCAGAGGCCGCACUGUCAAUGUGAAGUCAGCUUCAUGGAAGGUGCUUCACUGCUCAGGUCAUGUGCGUGUUUAUGACAGCAGCCAAACCGAGCCGACCACCAACGGGCACAAGGAGCCGCCCGUCCCCUACCUGGUUUUGAUCUGCGACCCCAUCCCACAUCCCUCCAACAUCGAGGCCCCUCUGGACACCAAGACUUUUCUCAGCCGCCACACAAUGGACAUGAAGUUCACGUAUUGUGAUGAGAGGAUCACUGAGCUCAUGGGUUACGAUCCAGAGGACCUGUUGAACCGUUCUGUGUAUGAAUACUAUCAUGCUCUGGACUCGGAUCAUCUUACCAAGACUCAUCACAACUUGUUUGCAAAGGGCCAGGUCAGCACAGGCCGGUACCGGAUGUUGGCCAAGAAAGGAGGCUUUGUUUGGGUGGAAACACAGGCCACUGUCAUCUACAACAACAAGAACUCCCAGCCACAGUGUGUUGUCUGUGUCAACUUUGUGCUCAGUGGCAUCCAAGAGGAGAAAAUGAUCCUGUCUCUGGAGCAGACUGAGGACGUGAAGCCGGUGAAGGAGGAGAAGGAGCAGCAGGAGGAAGACGAGACUGUCACCUUGAGCAGCGAGGCCGAUCUGUCUCCAGUCCUGCUGAAGGACGAGGAGAAAGGCCCAGAGAUGGAUGUCAUCAAGCUCUUUACCCAGGUGGUUGAGGCCAAGCCGCUGGUCAGCCUGUAUGACCAGCUGAAGGAAGAGCCAGAAGCCCUCACCCUCCUGGCCCCGGCUGCUGGAGACACAAUCAUCUCUUUGGACUUCAGCUGCCCCGAUUCAGAGAUCCAGCUGCUGAAGGAUGUCCCUCUCUACAACGAUGUAAUGCUUCCCUCCACCAGCGACAAGCUGGCUCUGCCUCUGUCCCCUCUGCCGCCCAGCGAGCCGCUCAGCAUCACCAGCACCACCUCUGAAGAUGCAAAAGCCGCCCCAUCCCCCACAGCGAGCAGACACAGCCCCCCAGAGGCUGAUGGUCCAAUGGACUUCUGUUUCCCCAUGGAUUCAGAAAUAAACUCCGAUUUUAAACUAGACUUGGUGGAGAAGCUGUUCGCCAUCGAUACAGAGCCCAAAACCCCCUUCAACACACAGACGAUGGAGGAUUUGGAUCUGGAGAUGUUGGCUCCCUACAUCCCCAUGGACGAUGACUUCCAGCUGCGCAGCCUGAGUCCAGAUGAGCCUCUGUCUUGUGGACCAGUCAAAUCCCUCGAGAGUUCUCCCGUCCACGUCACACAGGACGUCCACAGCUACCCCAGCUCCCCGUUCAGCGCGCCGGGCAGCCGCACAGCUUCCCCAGCACCACCGGAGCCUUUGAACGCCCCCAGUCUUGCCACCAUCAUUGCAAAAAGGACCCCACAGCUGGAUAAAGACGUCUCGCUGAGGACCCUGGCAGCUCAGAACGCACAGCGCAAAAGAAAACUCUGUGACCUGAAGGAGAUCAUUGGACAGGGAACUUUGCCCCAGGAGCAACUUGAGAAGGGCAAAAAGCUGAAGGCUUCAGAGUCGGGAGCAACCAGGGCCAUACUUCUACUGCCUUCAGGUGAGCAAACUAGAUCUCUGGUGAAUUAGGGCAG
Stegastes partitus (bicolor damselfish) is the source of this 2377-nucleotide messenger RNA. RefSeq names its product hypoxia inducible factor 1 subunit alpha a (gene hif1aa). The transcript is spliced from 14 exons. The record is from RefSeq and is a predicted model, not a curated record. NCBI's taxonomy places the organism in Eukaryota, Metazoa, Chordata, Actinopteri, Pomacentridae. Bases 243 to 2372 code for a protein of 709 amino acids. Gene Ontology annotation, cellular component: cytoplasm; transcription regulator complex; nucleus. Gene Ontology annotation, molecular function: protein dimerization activity; RNA polymerase II transcription regulatory region sequence-specific DNA binding; DNA-binding transcription factor activity, RNA polymerase II-specific. Gene Ontology annotation, biological process: cellular response to hypoxia; regulation of transcription by RNA polymerase II.